Stegodyphus dumicola is the source of this 6040-nucleotide messenger RNA. RefSeq lists its product as uncharacterized. Gene Ontology annotation, biological process: regulation of transcription by RNA polymerase II. The record is from RefSeq and is a predicted model, not a curated record. Lineage: Eukaryota; Metazoa; Arthropoda; Arachnida; Araneae; Eresidae.
AUGAGUUAUGGCUUGGUGGCUGUAGAGCUGCUGCGCACAUUUGCAUGAAAAACUAAUCAUCUUCUAUAAGAUGUUUGUGUAAUAAUAAAAAUGCUUUUAUUUGACAAGUUAUUGAAUGUAAUACUCUUUCGUUGCCGCAUAGUCGCUUCUAACGCUUUUUUUUAAAAUGCUUUUGAUAACCCUCAACGGUUCCCGCGUUUCUGGUGCAUCGAGUUUAUGGAUUCUCCACAAAAGCUACAUGCUGCUGUAAUGGGUGGUGGAAUUAGUCCCAAACUCAUCGAUUGACAAUUCUUAAUUUUUUUCCACUUUCAUUUGCUCGUAUUCCCUUGUGUUUAUAAGGCAGACUGUGAAAAUCUGACUGUUUGCAGGAGGAUAGCACAUGUUUUUCUUUGUUUUUAAAAUUGUCAUCAUUAAGCCUUUUUGUUAUAUAUAUAUAUUUUUUUUUCUUUUUUAAGUGCUCAGAAGAUACGCAUUUUGAUCGGUAUCGAUUAUUUAAAGUAAGCUUUCAAAGGACUAAUACAAUGGCAGUUAAACCCUGUUUGAAAAGUAUAUGGUUAUUAUUAAAGUAUUGAUUGGAAUUAAAUGUGUUGCUAAUCGAGUAUUUGUAUUUUUCGCUGUUCUUGAGUAAGAAACGAUGUUCACAAAUAAAGAUGGACUCCCAUUUAGGCAUCAGAAUAUGUCUCUCUCCACUGAAUAUGAUUAUCAGCAGGCUAUGGCACAGCAUGUUGCUGCUGUCAAUGCAGCAAACAGUUCUUCAGUUCAUUCAGCCAUGGCUCAGAUUCCCACACUGCCUGCAGCUCUUAACCUCACAGUGAACUCUGUUAAUCAAGGCUAUUCAGCUUCUGGUUUAGGCUCAUCGUUAGGCAACAGUAAUGCUGCCUAUCACUAUUCUUAUGGAUCUCUAGGAUCUUCAGGGGGUGGUAGUGGUAGUGGUAAUAGUGUUGUUGGACAGCAUCAUGUUGGACAUGUAGGUCAUCAUCAUCAUGCAGGUGGUGGAAAAUCAAAAAAGAAAUAUAAACUUAAUAAAGAUGGUAUUCCACCUCCAAAAAGAGCAACUACUGCAUAUAUUCAUUUUACACAAUGGUACAGAGAAGAACUGAAGCGAAGUGGAAGAGAAAUACCUAAAAUAGGAGAAUUUGGUAAGGAAUGUGCAGCCAAAUGGAAUGCAAUGAAUGAAGAGCAAAAAGAACCUUUUUUAGAUUCAGCUGCAAGGGACAGAGAGCGAUAUAAACGAGAAAUGUCCAUAUACAAGCCUGCAAGAGAUGCUAAUAAACCAAAGCGUCCGGGUACAGCUUUCAUGAUAUUCAUGGCUGAUUUCAGGAAGGAAAUGGCAGGGAAAGAACCAGAAGGAGGAGUUGCUGCAAUGGCAAAAUUGGGUGGAGAGCGGUGGAGGAGUAUGACUGAUGAUGAUAAGCAGCCUUAUGUAGAAAGACAGUUAGAAGCGAAACUCCGCUAUGAGCAUUCCAUGGAAGAAUAUAGGAGAACGCAAAAUUUAGAAGCUCAGUCGCAAGCAGCGAAAGCAAGAGCUGCUGCUGAAGAAGAAAACAGGAGCAGUCCUUCAGAUAAUUUCAGCAUGUGUCAGCAGGGAAAUUCUCAGCAGCAGCAACAACAACAACAACAACAACAGCAGCAGCAACAACAACAACAACAGCAGCAACAACAACAACAACAACAACAGCAGCAACAACAACAACAGCAGCAGCAGCAACAACAACAACAAAUGACUCGUUCCCAGCCGACUCCUCCUUCUGGAUGCUCAACUCCAGCAUCCACUGCCUCAUCGCCGGCUGCACAGGAUCUUAGUUCCAGUCCUUCUGGUAUGAAUGCUCCAGCUUCUUCAGUGGCUUCCACCUCAGGGGCCAAUGUUGGUCCUUUGCCAUCGUUCUCCACAUCUUUGGCAUUAUCACACCCUGGCCUCUCUAAUCCUCAUGCUACGUCUCUGGCCAUGACAUAUGCACAGUAUUCUCUUCCUAGUUUUGCCCAUGCUGGUGUCUUGGCUGCAAACUACACCCAAGCUCACUCCCAUGCAUCAACCUCGGCCGCCCAUUUGCCGACAGCUUCCUCUACAUAUAGCCAGGCCCAUUUGCAAGAUCCUUAUAGGUGGACUUAAAUUUUGGUGAUGGUAUUGGAUAUUACCUCCCAUAAAUUUACUCUGUCAGACAAAGCAAGAGAUAACAUAAAAUGUCUGAUGGCAAUCGAUGCAGCUCGUAUGAAAGGAGUGCACAACUUUGUGCAUAUACCUUUCUUUUAAACUUAUAUUUUUGAGUCUGCUUUUUCUGAAGGUACCUGUGAUGUUGGUUCCAUGUGCACAGUAUUUCUCUCGUACUCGUACCCUAGUCUGCGCCUUUUUAAGAUAUUGACAGACUUCAUAAUGUUUGGAAAAUCUUUAUAUUUGUCUCAUAUCAUAAAAAGAUCUGAAUAUCAGAUUUUGAGACGGAAUGUUUGGUAUAAUAUUCCCAUGUAGUAAAAUGUUGGAAAGAUGAACAAAACGCAUGCCAAGAGUACUUUAAAUCAUCAAAAUAAAUUAAUUUAUGUUGUACUUCAUUUUAAAAAUUUAAUCAUAAGUCAAGUCAUCGAGCACAUAAUGUUUUAUGUUGGUUAUAUAUAUUUUAAAGCCAUUUUAGCCAUUUAUAUUUGUAUCAUAUCAUGUUAUUUUGUACAAUUAUAAUAUUUUAUAUUCCGCCAUACAAGUCGAUAUUUUUAUGAUUGUGUUUAAUGUCCUUGUGCAAUUGCUCUGAGCAACAUAUCCUUUUUAUUUGCACAAAAUAGUUUUGUGUUUGAAAAUUGUUCAUGAUUUUUAACAUUUUACUGUUAUUAAGUCUUGUAAUUCAGUGAUUUUACAGGACAGAGUUCAGAUACUGUCUGAAUAAGCUUGAACCGAGUCCUGCAACCCUUUGUGUAUAUAUAUUCCAUGACACCACAUCUGGACUGAUAAGGGUUUUGCCAAAAAUUCAACUUGCCAUCUUGGUUGCAAUUUUUUUUAAACAUAGUUUUUUUUUUUUUAACUAAUUUUUAUCCCAUUUCUUUUUGUCUGUAAAUAUUGUAAUAUUUAUUUUUUAAAGGAGCAGUUUCCAAAAUAAAUGCAUGAACAUGCAGAACGUUUUUUCUUUAAAUGUAUGUUCAUACAUUUGUAGCUUUUCCAAAGCAUGUCCAUUUGCAAGGAUAGUGGUGAAAAUGUUUAUAUGCCGACAAAACUUCCUCAUUUUGUGGAGGUCAAGUUUUCAUACAUUUAAUCUGUGUAUGGAUUGUUCCUUGAAUGCUUUCACUUAAAUUAAGUGACUAUUGUGAAAUGUUUUGUCCGAGAGCUGAAUAUUGUUAAUAUUUCACUUUAAUUCUUCAGUACAAGAUGCAUUAAAAAUAUCAGAUGUGAUUUUUUUGUUAAAAAUUUCUCAAAAUAUGGAAUUGUCAUUACAUUUUUUUGGUUUUUAUGUUAAAUUUCAGAAACGUGGCUCCUCCUUCAAGGCUAAUACGAAGUGGUUUUAAACGCACAUUUUUAUAUUUUAUUCUUUAAAAAAAAAAAAAAAAAAAAAAAAAAAAAAAAAAAAAAAACUACCUGAUGUUUUUAGUUUUGUUAUUUAUUUGUUUACUAACUUUUUUGUCACACAUUAAUUUGGAAUAAUAUAUUACAUCGCCAUUAAUUUCUACAUCAUAAUUUCAUACUCAUGUUCAUUAAUCCUGUGAUUCAUUAAAGAUUUAUCAUUAAAAUGAAAAUUUCAAGAUAUUGUAGAUAGUUUUUUUAGGCAUAGAAUCAAGUAUUUUGUAUAGCAAAUUCCAUAUUAUCCUGUAAUUUAAGAAUAUCAGAUGUAAAGUGUUUUUUAAUUAACUGUUUGAUUAUUUUAAGAAAAUGAAGCAUUGAGUUUUCUAUUAUGUCAGUAUUUUGCUUAAUACUUUGAUAUUAUUAUUAUAAUUUUAAAUUUUAAAAGUAUGCAUUUUUUUGCAUUUUUAUUCUGCUCUUUUGGUCAGCUAAUUUAGGCAAAUAAAAACACUUAACUGUAGGCAGCUUUUUAUAAUGUGUACAUUUAAUUUGUUACAGUCAUUUAGGUGCUUGAAGUUACUAUUUGGGCCAGGUUUGCAGGACUUGUCAGGCUAUGUAAAAUAUACAUUUAGAAGUGCUAGAUGAUUUACAUGGCUAUAGAAGCUCUUCAUUUUCCAAAGAGAAAACUAUUCUGUACAUAGCAGGACUGCUAUAAUUAAUAUGAAAAAACUAAAAGAAUGGUGUUGGUAUCUAUAACACUUUAUGCCUGUAUAUUUGAAUUAGGUACUCUUUGCAAAGAAAAAUUUUGUGAGUUAAAUUUGUAUUUCAGUAUUAUCUUGUAAAGCUUUAUAUCUUUUUAGAUGAAGAUGUUAAUUCAUGUAGCAUUUCUCUAUUCUUUUGGUGUAUUUAAGAGCAUGGCCCUCUUAUCAUGCGUGCCUAUGUAGAUAUACAGUGCUUUGCUGUAAUGUAAACAAAGGUGAAUAUUGUGGCUUGUUUUUUUUUUUAAACCUUAUUCUUAAAAUGUUCAUAGCAUAACAAUAUAUUGAAUAACUAUCUUAAUCAUACUGCAGCUAAAUUUCUAAAUAAACUUUAAAUUAUUUAUAUAAAAGGGGUCAUGUUAUAUGUAUAAAAUGCUAUCCAUAUUCAAAACAUAAUGUAGAACUAAUUUAUAAUAAAGUGUGCAAUGUGGCUGUAUAGGGAAAUAAUGAAGUUUUUUCUAUAUUUUUUGCAUUAAUUCAGUUACAAGUAGGUAUAGUUAAAAAUAUAUAUAUUUAAUAAUCAUUAAUUAAUUUUAGAAAUUUUUUACAUCAAAUUUGCAAAUAUUUUACAUAUAACUAGGUUAUAGAAGUUUUAAAAAAAUCAUACUUAUUUCUGUAAUGCCAGUUUCUGCUCCUAGUGCAUAUAACAUGACUCCAAUUGAUUAUUGCCAUGCAAAAUUCAUAGAAUGCAGGAUUACUUUGUUCGAUAUUAUCAUGUGUAUAUUUAAUUAAAAAUGAUUUUAUUUUGUGAAAUGUAUAAAGUGGAGUUAUUGCAAUGGAAAGUUUCCCUUAAUACCAGUGAAAGGUUAUAAUCCUCCCCAAUCUAGUUCAGACCUUAGUUUAUUUUUAAAAAUGUUCUAUUAUGUUGUAAAUUUAAGACUUUUCAGAAGUAUUUACCUUUUUUUUUUUUUUUUUUUUUUUAUUUUUUUUUUAAUUACUGAAUAAAUGUUUCUGAAUUGAAGAAAGAAGAUAUCCCAAAAGAAAUAUUUCUUAAUGCUGAAAUAAAUAUUCUUUAUCAUGUUAUGUAUUUGAGAAUACUUUCACAGGGUAAGCUUUCCAUUUAAAAAAAAAAAAAAAUGUGUUUAUUUAAUAAGCUUCUCAGAUGUAAACUUUCAUUUAGUAUAAUUCCAUUAAAAAACUAAAGUGUAUUUUGUGAAAGUUGUUCCUGUGUUAUAUUUUAAAGUUGCAGAUUUCGAAUUUUCAAAGCAGAAUUUUAUUUCUUUUUUACCUACUUUCAAAAAGCUAGGACUUUAUAUAACUGACUAUUAGAUUAGCAAAUAAAAAUAUAUUUGGAAGUAAACAAUGAUGUUUGUUAAACAUAAAAUUAUCUGGUAUAAAGGUUACCACUUCGUAUUAGCUUCUAUGUGUGAAACAUUAAUGAGAUCUGUUUUAUCUUUUAUGUAAUACAUAUUGUUUUACAUUGAUUGAUUUACAUUUACAAAUGAUUGAGGAAAAUGGUUUUAAUAAUCUGCAAAUACUAAGUUUUCAAACUCAAAUAUUAUAAUUUUUGAAUGAUUGACUAAUUUUAUGCUAAAAGAAUUAUUUUCAUAAUAGUGUUUAAAUGUUUAUAAUUUGUAAUAGUUUCAAGUUGAUUUUAUGCUUUUUUAAAUUAUUAAGACCAAUUCUAAUAAUUUUCUUAAUAAAUUUUUUAUAUAUAUAAAAUUGCUCUGUUGUGAAGUUGUAUUGAUAAAUUAAUAACUGCAAGUGUAAAAAUUCUUGAAAUGUGUGGAACUGGUGAAUUUAUUCUUGUAAAAAUGUAUUCUGUGUAGCAAACAUGUAAAUAUUAAAUUACCUUUGCUUGAAUGAA